Messenger RNA from Acanthocheilonema viteae, 1323 nucleotides. The record is from the annotation of a GenBank genome assembly. NCBI's taxonomy places the organism in Eukaryota, Metazoa, Nematoda, Chromadorea, Rhabditida, Onchocercidae.
AUGAUAAGUCUAUCGGAUGAAUCACAAAAAUCAGGGUCACAAUAUCAAUUCCCCCUGAUAUCCGAUCGUCUCAGGAUAACAUCGAAACCAAAUAUUCCCAAACAAUCUCAUCAAUUAAUUUCUAAUGUACAUGGAUUAUAUGGUGUACAGCCAAAACUUGAUAGUAUACGUCGAUCGGAAAUAUCCGGAACAUCAUUACAUAAAAAAUAUUUCCAUACCGGUCAUAAAUUACCCGCAUCAUCCGAAAUUACCCUAUCAACAUAUCCGUAUCAGCAAUCACAUCAAACAAUUGGACCAAAAUAUCAACUUUUACCAUCUUCUUCACAUGCUGAAUAUCGACCAAAACCAGGACAACUUUAUCCAAAUUAUCAUUUAUCAUCACCGUUACCGUACAAUCGAUUACGUAAUCCUCAACAAAAAGAUCAUCAAAAAUUAUCCCAAAAAUCGGAUUCAAUAUCACAAUCUCGUGUAACAUUUCAACAUCAUAUAAAACAAUUAAAUGAAAAUCGAUUACCAGUAAAACUGGAAUACGAAACAACCGGAUCUCAAAUAAAACCUCAUAAUUAUCCGAAAAAACAAGAUUCAAAAAAUGAAAAUUCUUCAGUUAGACCGGAUUCUGAAUCAUCUAUUGCAUUGACCACCGCUAUAACAUCAUUUAAUCAACAAUGGUUCAAACAAUCGACAAUUUCACUACCGUAUGAGCAAGAAGCUCAUCGUUCACGAUAUCCGGAUCAUGAGGGAUUACGGUACCGAGAACGACCGGGACCAGAUCGAGCGCAUUCCGGUUUGCUGCCGCAUAGUCUUCAAGCAAAAGAUCUUGUUCUGCAUCUCAUAGCAUUAAAUACACCAAUGAGUGGUAAUAUGCGUGGCGUACGUGGAGCUGACCUAGCAUGCUAUCAGCAAGCUCGAGAAGCAAAUUUCCGUACCACUUUUCGGGCAUUCCUUUCAUCACAUGUUCAGGAUCUAAAUAAAGUGGUACAUAGUGGUGAUCGUGAUACACCGGUAGUUAACCUUCGCGGUGAGCGAUUAUUCGAUUCCUGGGCUGACAUAUUCCAGCAACGACAAAUGGCUAAUGUACCAAUUUACUCAUUCAAUCGUCGAAAUGUUUUCGUUGAUUCGAUUUGGCCUGAAAAACGUAUAUGGCACGGUUCGGAUUCAUCCGGUAUGCGUAGUGAGUCCGGUUACUGUAGUGCAUGGAGAUCAGCAGCAUCAUCCCAAGUGGGACGAGCGUCAUUCAUCGGACGUGGUUUACCAUUAUUACGUGACAACCGUGAUUCCGAAUGUUCACGUGAAUUAAUAGUACUCUGCAUUGAGGUAACUUAA